AUGAGACGGAAGAAGAGCGUAAAGCCCGAGAAGCAGAAGAACUACGUGUACAACAGGAAGCCGAACGACGCCGACUGGAAGAGGAGCGCCAAGCAUAAGAGCGAGAACGGCUACAAUGUGAGCCACAGGAACGCGAACGGGCUGCAAAAGAGGCUGAGGACUGGCGACAACAAUCCCACCACAACGAAGAUCAUUUUCUUCUUUGCUCUCCUUGCUAUUGCUGCAUGCAGCGCCUCUGCGCAGUUUGAUGCUGUUACUCAAGUUUACAGGCAAUAUCAGCUGCAGCCGCGUCUCAUGCUGCAGCAACAGAUGCUUAGCCCAAGCGGUGAGUUCGUAAGGCAGCAGUGCAGCACAGUGGCAACCCCCUUCUUCCAAUCACCCGUGUUUCAACUGAGAAACUGCCAAGUCAUGCAGCAGCAGUGCUGCCAACAGCUCAGGAUGAUCGCGCAACAGUCUCACUGCCAGGCCAUUAGCAGUGUUCAGGCGAUUGUGCAGCAGCUACAGCUACAACAGUUUGCUGGCGUCUACUUCGAUCAGACUCAAGCUCAAGCCCAAGCUAUGUUGGCCCUAAACUUGCCGUCAAUAUGCGGUAUCUACCCAAGCUACAACACUGCUCCCUAUAGCAUUCCCACCGUCGGUAGUAUCUGGUACUGAAUUGUAGCAGUAUAGUAGUACAGGAGAGAAAAAUAAAGUCAUGCAUCAUCGUGUGUGACAAGUUGAAACAUCGGGGCGAUACAAAUCUUAAUAAAAAUGUCAUGCAAAUUUAAACAUAAUGCCUCUGUAAGGAUAAAUCCUAGUACAUUGUUGAAAUUAAUUAUCAUCACCGCCUACUAUGGUUGCAUUUA
Messenger RNA from Oryza sativa Japonica Group (Japanese rice), 845 nucleotides. The record is from RefSeq and is a predicted model, not a curated record. NCBI's taxonomy places the organism in Eukaryota, Viridiplantae, Streptophyta, Magnoliopsida, Poales, Poaceae.